GAAUGGCUUCUGGUUUUUUGAAAUGUAAAUAAACCAAUCUAUUAUCUAAACAUGGAUGUUAUAGUCCGCCGCUGUCCAUUCCUGGCUCGUGUGCCCCAGGCUUUCAUGCAGCAGCCCAGGAAUUCGCUGGUGAUGUAUGCCCAGCGAUGCCCUAUUAUGAUGGAGCUGGCCUCCAAACCAAUGGCCCCGUCUUUGGCGCGGGCGCUCUGCUCAUCUUCCUCCCAUCACCAGAAUACUGAAAACAAUUCAACUGAAAGCACCAAACCAGAGGUGGAAAUGCCUACUGGCCACUCAAAGGUUCUGGCUUCUAGUCAGGCUAUGGCCUCCAAAUGCCCCUUCCUGGCUGCGGAAAUGAGCCAGAAGAACAGCAGUGUUGUUCGCCAGGUGGGCCUGGAGUUCCAAGAGGAUGUUCAGGAAGUCCGCACUGUUCAGAAAGAAGUGUCGCCUGAGCAGCUGAAGAAGCCGUCCAGCAGCGAAAGUCUUAUGAAGUCACUCCUAAAACAGCGCCCUAAGAUGGUUUCCCACUUGUUGCAGGACAACUUGCCAAGCAACUUGUCUCGCUUUCACUACGAUGAGUUUUUCGAGAAGAAGAUCGAAGAGAAAAAGAGUGACCACACAUACCGCGUGUUCAAGACUGUGAACCGCCUUGCUAAUGAGUUCCCCAUGGCCGACGACUUCACGGGUUCUCUGGAAGAGAAGAGAGAGGUGUCGGUGUGGUGUAGCAAUGACUACCUGGGCAUGAGUCGACAUCCUAGGGUCGUGCAGUCAAUCAUGGAAACACUGCGAAAGCAUGGCUCAGGAGCGGGAGGCACUCGGAACAUCUCUGGGACCAGCAAGUUCCAUGUGGAACUAGAACAGGAGCUGGCCGACCUCCACAAAAAGGAUGCGGCACUGCUCUUCACUUCCUGCUUUGUGGCCAAUGACUCAACACUAUUUUCCCUGGCCAAAAUGCUGCCAGGUUGCGAGAUCUAUUCUGACGCGGGAAACCACGCAUCAAUGAUUCAAGGGAUCCGGAACAGUGGCGCUAAGAAGUUCAUUUUCCGACAUAACGAUGUCGCUCACCUCCGAGAGAUGUUGCUGAAAGGAGAUCCCACCAAGCCCAAGAUUGUUGCCUUUGAGACUGUCCAUUCCAUGGAUGGUGCCGUUUGUCCCCUGGAGGAGAUGUGUGAUCUCGCCCACGAAUUUGGCGCCAUCACAUUCAUCGACGAGGUUCACGCCGUGGGUCUAUACGGCGCCAGGGGAGGCGGUAUAGGAGACCGUGAUGGCGUCAUGCACAAGAUGGAUAUCAUCUCUGGGACACUAGGUAAAGCUUUCGGCUGCGUCGGUGGCUACAUCGCCAGCACCGCUGCCCUGGUGGACACUGUGCGCUCGUACGCUGCCGGCUUCAUCUUUACUACCUCGCUGCCACCGAUGCUGCUCUCCGGCGCCCGGCAGUCUAUUCAGGUGCUUAAAGGAGAAGAGGGUCGUGCGCUGAGACGUAAACACCAGCGCAACGUCAAGUUGCUCCGACAAAUGCUGAUGGACGCCGGGCUGCCUGUGGUGCACUGCCCCAGCCACAUCAUCCCAAUACGGGUGUCUGACGCCGAGAAAAACACAGAGGUGUGUGACCUCAUGAUGAGUCGCCACAAUAUCUACGUACAGGCCAUCAAUUAUCCCACUGUGGCCAAAGGGGAUGAGCUUCUGCGUAUUGCUCCAACACCUCACCACACCCCUGAGAUGAUGAAAUACUUUGUUGAGAGGCUGGUGCAAACGUGGAAGGAGGUCGGUCUGGAGCUGAAACCCCACUCGUCAGUCGAGUGCACCUUCUGUCAGCAGCCUCUGCACUUUGAGCUGAUGAGCGAGAGAGAGAAGUCUUACUUUAACGGCCUCAGCCACCCAAUCUCAGCCUGCGCAUAA
Molecule: messenger RNA, 1896 nt
Organism: Nerophis lumbriciformis (worm pipefish)
Lineage: Eukaryota; Metazoa; Chordata; Actinopteri; Syngnathiformes; Syngnathidae
Source: RefSeq, a predicted model, not a curated record